UGGCCCUUCCGCUUAAAAAUUCCGCUACUCAUAUACGACAGGUUCCAAAAUAAUAACAGGAGCUUGAGCUGAUGACAAAGAAACAUACAAGCACACAAAUACGAUAAACCACUAGAUACACACAAAUGGCUGUGGCUUUUGCACCACCCGCUUCUCUCCGCUUUCUCUACUCUUACACCAAAUCCCUAACCAAAAGUCAUCACCUUUUCCCGCCAUUUCUCCACCGCCAUCCAACUCCUCGCCCAAGAUUCUUCUGCCCUGUGAUUUCCGCUGCUCUGCACUCUGGCGAAAGGACGAAACCGGAAUUGAUGGAAAAUUUGAAGGGCAAAAUGGGAAGUGAAGUUGGACAAUUCCGAACGAAGUUGAAGAUUGUCGAUAUAAAGGGUGGAGCUGACCAAGGUUUGGGUCGGGUCGGGCAUACGCUUGUUGUCAUGGGUUGGGUUAGGACUCUUCGGGUCCAGAGCAGCGUCACAUUCAUCGAGGUUAAUGAUGGGUCAUGUCUGUCAAAUAUGCAAUGUGUGAUGACCUCUGAAGCUGAGGGUUAUGAUCAGGUGGAAUCUGGUUGGAUCACAACUGGGGCAUCAAUAUGGAUACAAGGGACUGUGGUGGCAAGCCAAGGAUCAAAGCAAAAAGUGGAAUUGAACGUCAAGAAGAUUGUCGUGGUUGGCAAAUGCGAUCCUUCCUAUCCCAUUCAAAAGAAAAGGGCCAGCAGGGAAUUCUUGAGAACUAAAGCACAUCUUCGUCCAAGAACAAAUACAUUUGGUGCGGUUGCAAGAGUAAGGAAUGCUUUGGCCUAUGCUACACAUAAGUUUUUUCAAGAAAAUGGUUUUGUUUGGAUCUCUAGUCCUAUCAUUACAGCUUCAGAUUGUGAAGGAGCUGGUGAACAGUUUUGUGUGACUACAUUGAUUCCAAGCACCAGAGAAGCUGCUGAUUCUCCUGCCGAUUCCAUUCCAAAAACAAAGGAAGGUUUAAUAGACUGGUCACAGGAUUUUUUUGGAAAACCAGCCUUCUUGACAGUCUCAGGCCAACUUAAUGCUGAAACAUAUGCAACUGCUCUAUCAGAUGUGUAUACAUUCGGUCCCACAUUUCGAGCAGAAAAUUCUAAUACUUCUAGACACUUAGCUGAAUUUUGGAUGAUUGAACCUGAGCUUGCAUUUGCUGAUCUGAAUGAUGACAUGGCCUGUGCAACUGCCUAUCUCCAGUAUGUAGUGAGACAUAUUCUUGAUACCUGCAAGGAAGACAUGGAUUUUUUCAACACUUGGUUUGAAAAAGGGAUCAUUGAUCGAUUGAGUGCAGUGGCUGAGACAGACUUUGUUCAGUUGACUUAUACUGAUGCAGUUGAGCUCCUUCUAAGAGCAAAUAAGAACUUUAAGUUCCCGGUCAAGUGGGGAUUUGAUUUGCAGAGUGAGCAUGAACGUUAUAUAACUGAAGAGGCUUUUGGUGGAUGCCCUGUCAUAAUAAGAGACUAUCCCAAGGAGAUCAAGGCAUUUUAUAUGCGGCAGAACGAUGAUGGAAAAACUGUGGCAGCUAUGGAUAUGCUGGUUCCUCGAGUUGGGGAACUUAUUGGUGGAAGCCAGAGAGAAGAACGGCUUGAACAUCUGGAAGAUAGAUUAGAUGAAGUGAAGCUGGAUAAAGAAAACUACUGGUGGUAUCUGGAUUUGCGUCGUUAUGGGUCAGUUCCACAUGCGGGCUUUGGACUGGGAUUUGAAAGGCUUGUGCAAUUUACAACUGGAAUAGAAAAUAUAAGAGAUGCUAUACCUUUCCCUCGAUCACCAGGUUCUGCUGAAUUUUAAUUGCGAAAAUUCAUCAACUUAUGUUAUAAAAUUAUAGACAUUCCUUUUAGUUGCUUCUCUUCAUAUUCAUGGUUUUUGGUAUAAAUUCUGAGUUUCUGUUGAGGGAAGGGAUUGUAUAAUUCAAGUUGGUGUUAGCCAUUUUACCGAGACAUUCAAAAUUAUGUAGAAUUACUUCAUGUUUAUAUUCUGAAAUGAAUUUCAAUGAUGUUUUGAGAGUUUUA
This is a messenger RNA of Mangifera indica (mango), 2014 nucleotides long. RefSeq names its product asparagine--tRNA ligase, chloroplastic/mitochondrial-like. Gene Ontology annotation, cellular component: mitochondrion. Gene Ontology annotation, biological process: asparaginyl-tRNA aminoacylation. The record is from RefSeq and is a predicted model, not a curated record. The coding region runs from base 126 to 1793 and encodes 555 amino acids. Gene Ontology annotation, molecular function: nucleic acid binding; ATP binding; asparagine-tRNA ligase activity. NCBI's taxonomy places the organism in Eukaryota, Viridiplantae, Streptophyta, Magnoliopsida, Sapindales, Anacardiaceae. The transcript has 15 exons.